Molecule: messenger RNA, 591 nt
Organism: Diaporthe batatas
Lineage: Eukaryota; Fungi; Ascomycota; Sordariomycetes; Diaporthales; Diaporthaceae
Exons: 2
Coding region: 1-591 (196 amino acids)
Source: RefSeq, a predicted model, not a curated record
AUGGCCCCAACACUCCCAGACGCCACCAGCCUGCCGACACUGCCCGAUGCAGAGCUGAUAGCAAUCCUCGACCUGCUCUUUGAGCCCAGCGACGACCUCCACACCCUCGCGCUCCCGACCCUGCGCGCCAUCACCUUCGCCUCCUACGCUGAACUCAUCGACACCCUCCGCGACCAGCUCCUGGUCAUCGCCCAGAGUGUCCGCGCCGACCCCAAUGCGCGGGAGCCCCUCCACUCCAUCCUGGGCUCACACCCGCGCCUGGGCGAGAAGAAGGUCCACAGCACCCAGAGCGCCGCCGAGCAAGCCCAGUUGCGCGCCGGCCCUGACGGAGAGGCCGAGAAGCUGGCCGCCCUCAACCGCGAGUACGAGUCACAGUUUCCCGGCCUGCGCUACGUCGUCUUCGUCAACGGGCGCGGCAGGGACGUCAUCAUGGAGGACAUGCGGAAGCGAAUAGACCGGGCUAGCCUGGAAGAGGAGGAGAAGGAGGCCAUCAUUGCAAUGGCCGACAUCGCCAAGGACAGGGCCAGCAAGCUCAAAAAAGAGUCUGAUGAGUCCACUGUCGGCCGGUCUGCUCUCCCAGCCGACAGCUGA